This is a messenger RNA of Salvia hispanica, 1323 nucleotides long. Its product is annotated as membrane-associated protein VIPP1, chloroplastic-like. The record is from RefSeq and is a predicted model, not a curated record. NCBI's taxonomy places the organism in Eukaryota, Viridiplantae, Streptophyta, Magnoliopsida, Lamiales, Lamiaceae.
AGAAAAAAUAAAUUGAAAAAAAAACCCCGAAAACAUAAGCGGUAAGCCAUUGCCAUUCUGAUUUCUGCAAAAUCAAUAGAGAGCGGCUGUUUUCGGCUCUCUCAGACUCAGCCUAUUCGUAUUCGUAGAAGAUUGGGAAUUCGUUUUUUACAGAGAAAGAAUACUAGAAGACAACAAUUAAUUAUUGGUGGUGAUGGCCUUGAGAGCGCCGAUAGCAGGGAUUAGCAUGGCUUCCUCUACGGUUAGCUCCUCUGCUCCGUCGUGCAAUCGAGGGCCUAUUGUGCCGUUCAGGCCAUCUUUUUCCGGCCGUGCAGUGGGUACUCCGAUAUACACAGCUCUACGGCUGUCUUACUCCAGUAGAUCCCAAUGCAACAGCCUUGGAGGGGGUGGACUUGGUACUCAGAUGAAUCUUUUUGAUCGGUUUGCUAGAGUUGUUAAGUCAUAUGCAAAUGCUGUUAUAAGCUCAUUUGAGGACCCUGAGAAAAUACUGGAACAAAGCGUUAUAGAGAUGAAUGAGGAUUUGAUCAAGUUGCGUCAAGCUACAGCACAAGUUUUGGCUUCUCAGAAACAGAUGGAAAAUAAAUAUAAAGCUGCUCAACAAGCUUCUCAAGAUUGGUAUGGUAGAGCGCAACUUGCUCUGAGUAAGGGUGAUGAGGACCUUGCUCGUGAAGCUCUUAAGCGUAGAAAAUCUUAUGCUGAUAAUGCGAGUUCUUUGAAAGCUCAGCUUGAUCAGCAGAAAGGCGUAGUUGAGAACCUUGUCUCCAAUACAAGGCUGCUGGAAAGCAAGAUACAAGAGGCCAAGUCGAAAAAAGAAACCCUCAAAGCACGAGCUCAAUCAGCCAAAACUGCAACAAAAGUGAGCGAGAUGUUGGGGAAUGUGAAUACGAGUAGUGCUCUUUCAGCGUUUGAGAAGAUGGAAGAAAAAGUUAUGGCGAUGGAAUCUCAGGCUGAAGCUCUUAAUCAACUGACAGGAGACGAGCUUGAAGGAAAGUUUGCUUUACUUGAAACCUCAUCAGUCGAUGAUGAUCUCGAGGACUUGAAGAAAGAACUCUCAGGAAGCACCAAGAAGGGAGAGCUUCCACCGGGGAGGCCCGUUGCAGCAGCAUUGAAGUUUCAAGACCCCGAUAUCGAGAAGGAGCUGAAUGAAUUGAGGCAAAAGACCAAGGAAUACUAGUUGGGGUUAUAGAAGCAUUAUUUGAGUGUUAAAAUAUGCUGUAACUUAAAAUUCUUUAGCCGCAGAUUAACAAAGUAGGUAAUUCUGUACAGUAUGUCUUUGAAAUAUUUUUUAUACGGUCAAGAUAUCUCAACUGUUGUGUUAUUUUA